AUGAAGAUAGCGCUCUUAUCCUCUGCAAUUCUCUUCCUCACCACUUCCUUGAUUCCCUCUCUGAAAAACCCUACCACCGCGCCAUUCACAUUCUCUAAUGUAGUUCUCCAUGAACACCAUGCAAGACACUGCUCUCCACCUCCUCUCCAAUGGCGGAUUCCUCCACCACUCUUCUCCUUCCUCUCUUUUCCCCUCUCUUUCCCGCUCUCGAACCCUCCAAUUCCCCACCAUCAAUGCCAAAAUCGCCUUCAUUUUGCCCUCUAAACUUCCCUCUCGCGCCCCCGACAUUCCCCCUCUCUCGCCGCCGCUCCCUCCGCCGCCGUCCCACAGCGGCUCUCGCUCCGAGUUUCAGGAGAAAAUGCUCUUCCUCGACUCCAUCGGUAUCGAUUUCCUUUCUGUCAUUAAAGACCAUCCUCCCGUCGCUACUGCCUCUCUUGCCGACAUCAGAUCCGCAGUCGAUUUCAUGACCUCGAUGAAUUUCACCGCCGUUGAGUUCCGCCGAAUCGUUGGUAUGUGCCCUGAGAUUCUCACCUCUCGCGUUUCAGACAUCGUUCCGGUGUUUACGUUCCUCCUUCGUGAGGCUAGAGUCGACGGUUCUGACAUCAAACGCGUUAUCAAUCGACGCCCUAGGUUGCUUGCGUGUAGCGUGAAAAAUCGGCUUCGUCCGACUAUGUACUUCCUGCAAAGCAUCGGUAUAUCUGAGGUACAUAAACACACUUCUUUACUUUCCUGUAGCGUGGAAGAGAAAUUGAUUCCGAGAAUCGAGUUCUUCGAGAACCUAGGGUUUUCUCGCCGGGACGCUGUGAUAAUGUUCCGGCGAUUCCCGCAGCUGUUCUGCUGCAGCAUCAAGGAGAAUUUGGAGCCGAAACUGAAUUACUUCGUGGUGGAAAUGGGAAGAGAAUUGAAGGAAUUGAAGGAGUUCCCUCAUUACUUCUCGUUCAGCUUAGAGAAUAGGAUUAAGCCGAGACAUCAAAUCUGUGUGGAGAAGGGCGUUUGUUUUCCAUUGCCAGUGUUGCUGAAAACCAGUGAGAUGAAAUUCCGGGAAAAAUUGGAGCCCUGGGAGUGACUGAACUGAAUCUGAAGCCCUUUUGAAUUUGUAUAAAACAGAGGUGAGAUAUGAGAAUCAUGCAAGAUUAUUUGUUUUUAAACACUUGAUACUUUCACAUGCCAUUUAUGGUUUUUUUUUC
This is a messenger RNA of Cucurbita pepo subsp. pepo (vegetable marrow), 1187 nucleotides long. RefSeq names its product Mitochondrial transcription termination factor family protein. The record is from RefSeq and is a predicted model, not a curated record. Gene Ontology annotation, molecular function: double-stranded DNA binding. NCBI's taxonomy places the organism in Eukaryota, Viridiplantae, Streptophyta, Magnoliopsida, Cucurbitales, Cucurbitaceae. Gene Ontology annotation, biological process: regulation of DNA-templated transcription.